This is a messenger RNA of Epithele typhae, 555 nucleotides long. RefSeq lists its product as uncharacterized. The record is from RefSeq and is a predicted model, not a curated record. The transcript has 2 exons. Lineage: Eukaryota; Fungi; Basidiomycota; Agaricomycetes; Polyporales; Epitheliaceae. Bases 1 to 555 code for a protein of 184 amino acids.
AUGAAGACCUUCUUCACUGCGCUCAUCCUCUCCGCCCUCGCCCUGUCGGUGCAGGCUAUCCCCACCGACAACGCCGAAGAUGCUCUUCGCUGCUGCGGGGCCACCACUCCCUUCUAUCGCGCGUACAGCCCUUCGGCGACCGACCACUUCUAUACGACCUCGGUCUCCGAGUACAACACAGCGACGUCCAGCCUGGGCUACCAAAAGGAGGGCAUCGCCGCACGGGUCUACCCGGCGACCGGGACGCACGGCGUGGGCGCCGUACCCUUCUACCGUCUCUACAGCGCCUCGGGCACGGACCAUUUCUAUACGACCAGCGCGUCGGAGCGGGACAACGCGGUGCAGAUCGGGUACACGUACGAGGGCGUGAGCUCGUACAUUUACCCGAGCGCGUUGUGCAAGUCGGUGCCGUUCUAUCGACUCUACAACCCGACUAUCGUCGACCACUUCUACACGACGAGCCUGUCCGAGCGCAACAACGCUAUCAACAACUUGGGUUACAACAAUGAGGGCGUCGCCGGGUACGUGAACUCGAAGCGCUCUGCGCUUUGCUAG